Nasonia vitripennis (jewel wasp) is the source of this 2986-nucleotide messenger RNA. RefSeq names its product venom acid phosphatase Acph-1 (gene Acph-1). Lineage: Eukaryota; Metazoa; Arthropoda; Insecta; Hymenoptera; Pteromalidae. Bases 1748 to 2884 code for a protein of 378 amino acids. The record is from RefSeq and is a predicted model, not a curated record. Gene Ontology annotation, biological process: dephosphorylation. Gene Ontology annotation, molecular function: phosphatase activity. The transcript has 7 exons.
AACCUACGGACACAGAACAAUGCGACGUAUAUUCAAAUGAGAGCUCUCUCUCUCUCUCUCUCUCUCUCUCUCUCUCGCGCGCGCGCGCGCGCACGUAUACGUGGCACAGUAUAUCAAGCGACAAUCGACACCUCCUUCGUCAGUUAUCGCCGACAGAUGUCUAACUCACAUCGAUGCCAACAGAGAAGCUGGAAGCGGCGCAUCUUCGCUUCGUUAUCGCGCGGAUAUGUUCGCUCGCGGUUUUACGAGCUGCGUUGUCACGCGGCUCUAUAGCUCUUUAUAUGCGUGUGUGUACAGAAUCUUCGCAGGAAACGUCCGUUAAUAGUCGCGAUUUGUUGCCAAUAAAAUCAGCGAUUGCGCGCGAUGAUAAUAUUGUAACAAUAUUCAUAAAAUUCAGUUCAUCGGUGAAAAAUCGAAUUAUAUUUCCCUAUAUACUCAGCUCUCUUACGACAGUGGAUUAUAAGGCUUUCGCUCUCGCGCGCAAUCGCAUGCGGGAUAGUUCAAGGGAAUAACUGCCCGCUCGCUGUGUGUGUGUGUCUGUCAGUCUCGAAGAGAAUACAACGCAUAAUGCGCCUAUCUGUGCAUACAGAGAAUAUACAAGCGGUAUAACACCGUGUGCGAGGCUAAAAAUAAAGCGAUUCCGCCGGUGCCAGUGAAGAAUGAAAAAGCAAAUAUGUUAAAUGGUUAAAUGUACCGUCGAGAGCAUUGCGACAGUCAACUCUGAUGUGUAUGCUAUUCAAUCGGUCUUGAUUGCCCUGCUAUACGUACGUAUAUUGAUGAAAAAUCCCCGCGCGUCCUAGGGGCCAAUAAAAUCGUUUAAGCCCAGCACGAAGACGUUUCUUUUUCUUUUCAGCGAGCUUAGCGCCUGUCGUUCUCGUAUUGCGAAAUUUUUUUAUGUAUUCAGGCAUUAAUUACGUUUACGCGUGCGGCCGCGUUAUUAUCGCUAAUCUUCCUUCUUAAAUGAGCACAAUAAACGCGGAUAUUAUCCGUUGAGUUGAUAAUGAUACGCGCGACGAGCCUCGUGAAAUAAACGAAAAAACAAACAACAACAAUGACAGCUCAAAUUAGGUUAUUACCUUCUUAUCCGACCAGCAGGUACUUAUAAUCACGACCUUUGGAUCUCCAUAUCACCUUAUCGACGGCACUUCGUGCAACAACUUCACGGAAAAGCGUCGGCUCCAUAUAAUCACGCGAGUCUCCCAUUCGCGGCUCUUAUCAAAAUCCAGCCAGCGACGUCAUAAUCGAGACGAUAAAUAGCACGUGUGGGCGACUCUUCUACACUCGAGGAUGAUCCACUGCUCGAAAAGGAUAGAAAAAAAAGAGAAGAAGUAGAAGUGUAUAGCUACCUAUAGAGAGCAAGAAAUACUCGCGGAGGCGGCGCGUAACAUUGACACGAGUGGACGAGCAGACGGUAGGGGCGACACAUCCACGAUAAACCGAGAGAGAGAGAGAGAGAGAGAGAGAGAGAGAGAGAGAGAGAGAGAGAGAGAGAGAGAGAGAGAGAGAGAGAACAAGACUAGCGCGCGUCGAUCUGUGCUUGCGCAGCUCCCAGCAACCAAUCAUCGGACGGAAAGCGCGAAAGCUUCUACCCACGCGCUCGUUCGUGUGUAUUGGACGAGCCUCGAUCGCAGAGUGGGUUCGCUUUUUUCCCGGUGAGGUUUCGCGCUGGACUGUGCUGCGGCGAAUUCGAUCGCAGGUCCUUCCUUAGAGACCGAGUCGGCGCACAUCGCACACGGACACACGGAGGAUGGAGUGGACGACGAGUGGAAAGCUGCUGGCCUAUUGGGUUCUUCUAAUCGGUAGCGGCUCGAUUUUAACGCUGGAAGCGGCAGACCAACCGCAGUUGAAACUCGUCAGUGUUGUCUUCCGACAUGGAGAUCGAGCGCCUGAUCCGGUCGAAAUGUUCCCGAAGGAUCCGUACUACAAAUACAGCUUCUAUCCGGUGGGACUCAGUGGACUGACGAACGAAGGAAAACUCCGAGAGUACCAGCUCGGUAAAUUGCUCCGAAAACAGUACAACGAUCUUCUGGGCGACGUGUACCUUCCCGAUUCAGUAUUAGCUCGAAGCACGGACUACAAGAGGACGAAGAUGAGUCUCCAACUCGUUCUCGCGGCUCUUUACCCGCCGAAGGGUCUACAAGUGUGGAACAAACAGCUCAAUUGGCAACCCAUACCCAUGACUUAUGAGACGCCUGACAGGGACUGGCUCAUGAUCCCCGAGGAGUGUCCCGAAUAUCUGGAAGAACGCAAAAAGACCGAAAGUCUUCCGGAAAUUCAAGCAAAAAUCGAAAGCAUUCAAGGCUUUCUGAAGAAUCUAACCGAAUUGACGGGAAAAAACUUCACGAUUCCCAACGACAUCUACAAUUUAUACCACAUUCUGAUAGCCGAGUCUUACAUGGGCUUAGCGAUUCCGCAGUGGACCCGAGGAAUUUUCCCGCACGGAAAACUCUUGGACGGUAUAAAUUUAGAGUACGAGAUGUUCAGCUAUUCAGAGGCUCAACGUAGACUCAACGGAGGUAAACUUUUGUUCAACAUAUUAGAAGAAAUGGUAGCUAUCAAAGAGGGUCGAUCGGAUAAGACUCGCAAAAUGCAGUUAUACAGUGGGCACGAAACUAACGUAGCCGCUGUCCUGCAAACUUUAGGCAUUUAUAAACCACAUGUACCUGAAUACACAAGUGCUGUCAUAGUUGAACUUUAUGAAUUAAAUGCUCGGUAUUUUGUAAAGGUAUUUUAUUAUCUGGGAAUACCAUCAACGUUAGUCGUACAAAAAAUUCCAGGAUGUGAAGUUCUCUGUCCCCUGGAUAAGUUUUUGGAUCUACUAAAAAAUGUGAUACCUUCGAAGGACGAAUUGGCCUGUGACAAGACCAAAAAAUCCACGAAUUAAAGGCACCGAAUACCAGUUUGAUAUUAUGAUAAAGUGUUGCGAAAUUAUUGUUAUAAAUUAUUUAAAUAAUAAAAAAUAAAAAAUAAUUUGUUUUGAUAAAAA